Molecule: messenger RNA, 1075 nt
Organism: Annulohypoxylon truncatum
Lineage: Eukaryota; Fungi; Ascomycota; Sordariomycetes; Xylariales; Hypoxylaceae
Product: alpha/beta-hydrolase
Exons: 4
Coding region: 129-1049 (306 amino acids)
Source: RefSeq, a predicted model, not a curated record
AUCUUGAGAUUGCCAUUGUCCUUCGCGAGUAGGUAGGGCUUUCCUCCCAGUACACACACUCUUUAUUAUCUUUGAAUCUAGGCAAAUUUCUACCUUGCGAUUGCCUUUCCUUGUCUGCCGUUGGCAAUAUGGGUUCUCUCCAACUUCAUCGCACCGUCGAGCUGAAGACCAUCGAUGGCAUAACCCUGGAAGCAUGGCUUUUCGAGGUUCCGGGGCCGGCACCGGCCAUCAUCAUGACCCACGGAUUCAACUGCGUUAAAGAAAUGAGCCUUGCAGAAACGGCCGAAGCAUUCCAAUCGGCGGGCUACAACGUAAUACUAUACGACUCUAGAAGCAUAGGGGGAAGUGGGGGAUUACCACGGAACCAAAUCGACCCGUUGCAAAUGGCCGAGGAUGUAUCCGAUGUCGUUGGGUACGCUACGACAGUACCCAGUAUAGACCCACGUCGUAUUCUGCUUUGGGGCAUGUCUCUGGGAGCAACCGUCACCGCAGUCGCAGCAGCAAUCGAUAGGCGUGUAGCCGGGAUCGUGCUGGUGUGCCCCAUCUUCAGCUUCGUGCGGGCCGACAAGCGGCAGACUGCCUUCGCGCAGCUUAUGAAGGAUCGGCAAUCGCAGCUACGCGGUAACGAGCCGUUCACGCUGCAGCCUUUCAACAGCAAGGGCGAGAACCCGAUCGGGUACGCCGGGUCGGGCGGUCCGGGAGGCAAGGAGGCGUACUUCCUCAUGCGGACGGCGGCCGAGCGCGGACACCCCAACUUCCGGGACCGCAUCACGCUCCAGAGCUACCACAAGAUGGCGCUGUUCCGGCCCAAGGAGAUCCUCGAGGAGAUGCUCGAGGGCAUCCCCACGCUCAUGAUGAUCCCGGAACUGGACGACAUCAGCCCGGCCGCAGAGCAGAAGGCGGUCUUCGAGAUCCUGAAGACGCCGAAGCGGCUGUACUGGGCGAGGGGCAAGGGCCACAUGAGCAUCCUGACGGGCGAGGGGUCGAGGGAGAUCAGGGAGGCUAUGUUAGAGUUCUUUGCGGCGGCGCUUAGGAGGGAGAUAGUAUAGAUGUUAGAUAUGUUUGGUUGGGUAGA